This is a messenger RNA of Mus musculus (house mouse), 4649 nucleotides long. It is a transcript of the gene Gldn, whose product is annotated as gliomedin. Lineage: Eukaryota; Metazoa; Chordata; Mammalia; Rodentia; Muridae. The record is from RefSeq and is marked provisional. The transcript is spliced from 10 exons. Gene Ontology annotation, cellular component: extracellular region; cell surface; axon. Gene Ontology annotation, biological process: heterotypic cell-cell adhesion. The coding region runs from base 39 to 1688 and encodes 549 amino acids.
CAGUGCUGCCCUGAGCCGCCCGGCCUGAGCACGCAGACAUGACCCGAGCCGCAGAGCGAGGCCAAGGGGCUACAGGCUGGGGGCUGCGCGGCGCCCUGGUGGCCAUAGCGCUGCUGUCCGCACUGAACGCCGCGGGCACCGUGUUCGUGCUGUGCCAGUGGCGGGGGUUAAGCGCGGCGCUACGGGCGCUGGAGGCUCAACGCGGCCGAGAGCAGCGCGAGGACAGCGCCCUACGCGCCUUUCUGGCCGAAUUGAGUCGUGCGCCGGGCCGGGUCCCCGAACCAUCCCAGGACCCCAUGAGCGCAGCGCGCAACAAGCGCAGCCACAACGGCGAGCCUGCGUCACACAUCCGUGCGGAGAGCCAGGACAUGAUGAUGAUGAUGACCUACUCCAUGGUGCCGAUUCGAGUGAUGAUAGACCUGUGCAACAGUACCCAGGGCAUCUGCCUCACAGGACCACCGGGCCCACCAGGACCUCCAGGAGCCGGCGGGUUACCAGGCCACAAUGGAUCAGAUGGACAGCCUGGUCUCCAGGGCCCAAAAGGAGAAAAAGGAGCAAUUGGCAAGAGAGGAAAAAUGGGGUUACCUGGAGCCACCGGAAAUCCAGGGGAAAAGGGAGAAAAGGGAGAUGCUGGUGAACUGGGUCUACCUGGAAAUGAGGGCCCACCAGGGCAGAAAGGUGACAAGGGAGACAAAGGAGACGUGUCCAAUGACGUGCUUUUGACAGGUGCCAAAGGUGACCAAGGUCCCCCUGGCCCCCCUGGACCUCCAGGGCCUCCAGGCCCUCCUGGAAGCAGAAGAUCCAAAGGCCCUCGGCCACCAAACGUGUUCAACAGCCAGUGUCCAGGGGAGACGUGUGUCAUACCCAAUGAUGAUACCUUGGUGGGAAGAGCUGAUGAGAAAGCAAAUGAACGCCAUUCACCACAAACAGAAUCUAUGAUCACUUCCAUUGGCAACCCAGCCCAAGUCCUAAAAGUGAGAGAGACUUUUGGGACUUGGAUGAGAGAGUCUGCUAACAAAAGUGACGACCGCAUUUGGGUGACUGAACAUUUUUCAGGCAUCAUGGUGAAGGAGUUCAAAGACCUGCCGGCGCUCCUCAAUAGCAGCUUCACCCUCCUCCACCUCCCACAUUAUUUCCACGGCUGUGGGCACGCUGUUUACAACAACUCUCUCUACUACCACAAAGGAGGCUCCAACACCAUAGUGAGAUUUGAAUUUGGGAAAGAGACACCUCAGACUCUGAAGCUGGAAAAUGCUUUGUAUUUUGAUCGAAAAUACCUCUUUGCAAAUUCCAAGACUUACUUCAACAUAGCAGUGGAUGAGAAGGGCAUCUGGAUUAUCUACGCUUCAAGUGUGGAUGGCUCAAGCAUCCUUGUAGCACAGCUGGAUGAGAGGACAUUCUCCGUGACACAGCACAUCAACACCACAUACCCCAAAUCCAAGGCUGGCAAUGCCUUCAUAGCCCGAGGGAUCCUCUAUGUCACAGACACCAAAGAUACGAGGGUCACGUUUGCCUUUGAUUUGUUAGGAGGAAAGCAAAUCAAUGCAAACUUUGAUUUCAGAAUGUCCCAGUCUGUUCUUGCCAUGCUGUCAUACAACAUGAGAGAUCAGCAUUUAUACUCGUGGGAAGAUGGCCAUCUGAUGCUCUAUCCUGUGCAGUUUCUGUCAGCGGCAUCAAGUCAGCGGUAGGGUUCCCUCGGCUGUCUGCUCCCUCUCUAUACUCCACAUUGUCUAGGGUUUGGUCAAGCCCAACAGAAAGCUAGCCGGUAAAGGAUACCCAGGCACUCGGAGCGUAAGCCCAUGCCACGGGCUCUUGCACAAGCGGCGAGUCCGCUCUAAGCCAGGUUGUUGAAAUAGCUACAGAUUAGAAAUGGAUGUGGAAGAGAUCUGGUGACCCAGUAUCCCUCCUCAAACUCAGCAAGUUAGCUCUCCCCCGACCGUAGCGUCCCCAUAGGUAAUACGAAACAUCUGAGUAUGACUGACAUUUCCUCUUCCUAGAUGAAAUUCUGUGAUUCUUGCCUGAUUAUAUAUUAGAAUGCUUUCUGGAUUCUUUUUUUUUUUUUCUCCACAUGUAAGUGAGCUUACUUGCAGCUUGAGGGGUGGGCCUUUCAGUGAUGACUUAUUUGGUAUUUAGGGAAGGUGCACUGGCUCUUAUGGCUUCUAAGGUUUUAUUUUAUUCAUAAUUUGUUAUUUUCUCUGAAUAUUCACCUACCACUACAGAAUGAUCAUUGUUUUCAGCUCCUAAACACAAAUCCAAGAUUAAUAAACAAACAAACAAACCAUGAAUAGAUACAGGCUCAGAACUCUAAAUGGAGCUGCAUCAGGCCCAUAGGCCAUCUAGAUGCUGUCAAUUUCUGAUCAUAUUGUUUGCUGCUGGGAAAGUAAACAGGAUAUCUUCAGUUCGUGGUCCCUUUUGCCAAGGCCAUGGGAUUGUUAUCAGAGUGUCAAACACUAAGUGGCCAAUAAUCUGGUUAGAAGCAUGGAAACAUGAUGGUUUUUUCAGAAAACAGGCACCAUUUAUACUUACUGUUUAGAAUGAGGGAAGGCAAUUGGCUCAAAGGCCAAAGUCAGCUUAGCUCUUUUUCCUGUACCAUCGCAUCCCUGCACCUAAGAAUCUCGCCUCAGAGUGUGUCAGCAGUGAAGCAGAGCCGCUCUGUAAAUCCUGAACCAUUACUGCCUGGCCUUUACAGAAAGAAAGAAAAAAAAAUGUUGACCUUUCAUCUAAGGACAGGGAACGAGCCAGGUUCUCAGAAGGGCUCACUCCCUGAGUCUGGUUAGGCUUUCUACGGACUGACAGGCAGCAUUUUAUGUGGCUUGGGCUUUGGCAGAGGGAACAGCUAAGGACAGCAUCAGAUGGAGUAAGAGAACCUCCAGCCGUGGAGAUGUUCACUCCCACGUGGUCCUCAAAGUUGGGUCUGUCCUCUUGGAUAGCAAGGAUCUAGUUUAAUUGGUUCCUACAAGACCUUAAAUAACCACGUUCUCUGUCAACUCAUUGAGUUCCAGGCAGGCCUGUGGAGCUUCAAAGAGGAAGCUGUGGAUUUCAUCGCCCCCCCCCCCCCGGAAUAUAGAAAAAGACACUACAGAAACUGUCCAGGAAAGACUGGCCAGCUGUUCCAAACCCACUCUCAGUGGGCCUGUGACCUGGUUUAGUUUUUUUAAUAGAAGCAUCUUGAGGCUUGGGGUAUGCAUUUUAACUAUUUAACUUUCCCUGCCCUCUGAAAGCACCCAGGCAGCUGUUACUGGUGAACCUGUUGAGUUCUCAAGGUCAUGGGUCCCAAAGCUUCCCCACUUCUUGAUUAGAUGGUUUUGCAGUUGGUCAUCACAGCUUUUAAAGAUAUUCUCUCAGAUUCAUUUGUUGCAAUGUAGAGUUCUAAUGUUUCAUCAGUGUAUCUAAUGAAUGGUAUUGUUCUUUUAAAGUAUUCAAAUAUGAGAUACUGUUUCUGAGUGCGGUAGACCUGGAUAUACAUAUAAUUCCAUUUUUUUAUUACUUAGUAGCAUUGCUGAGAAUAGAUACAAUACUAAUUGUACAUACAAGCAAAAUAGUUUAGUUAUUGAAUUAGCUCAUUUUUAAUAUCUGAACUAGCAAAUGUCUUAGCUUUCCUUUACUUUUUUCUUUCUUUUCCUUUCUUUUCUCUUCUUUUCCUUUCUUUCCUUUCCUUUUCUUUUCUUUUUUUUAAAGCAAUGUCUUUGUGUUCGCCCAGACUUAUCACAAACUCCUGCUUCAGAUUCCUGGGUGCUGGGACCACAGGCACAGUGGCUCUUUGACUCUCUUAAUUGUGUGUAAGGAAUCAUACAUAUACUCACGAUUAGAGAAACUCGUCUGAAGAUUUUGUUUCUUUUCAUGGUUGUUUCUUUCUUUCUUUCUUUCUUUCUUUCUUUCGUUAUAGUGUAGUGGGAUUAGAACAAGUAAGGUUGACUGGUGUUUAAUGAAUUUAUCUUUGCAGAAGGAAAGGAAUUAAGGUUUUAUUCCUUUUCUUGCAAACAGGACUUCAUUCUAUAUCACUCAACACAGUGUUUCAGGCUCACUGCUAAAAUAGUGUGCACAUCUUAUAUUUUUAAAUGAAGAUAGUAAUCAACCCUGCUGUCACUUGUAGCCAAGCUGUUCUAAAAGCACUUCAUUUAUGUCUGUAUGAAAUCAAGUGAUUCUCCAAUUCCUCUGAAAUCUAAAGUAGAUACCAUUAUACUAGAAACCACACCUUCCAGCUUCAAAGGUAGGCCAGACUCAACAUUUACAAAGCAUUUCUAUUAACUAAUAUAGAGUCCAACUAAGGUUGCAGAGUUGGCUCUGGCCUCAAUGUAUCAUGUAUCAAUGUAUCAGAGAACGUGGUCCGGGCUGAAUAUUUCAGAUCAAUUCUGGUGCUGGGCUCAUUCGAAGUCUUUUUACCCUCAUAAUCAAAUGACAAGGUGAGAUGACAAAUGAGGAAGCACAGUCCUUGAAAAGUCACUCGUCAUCCUCCAAGCAUAGCAAGUACCUUACUCAGGCAUUGCCUGUCUGGUGUUGAGCUACCUGAAGGAAAAGUGGGGGGUGGAGCUCUUCAGUUUUCAUCAGUGCUGUGGCCUUAUUUAUCUCAUAAUCUCCCAUCAGUAACCACAGAUUCUAAACGACCAGCAAGUAACAGUUGUAAGUAGUAAAAUAAAAUUAUCCUGAAU